UGUUUAAUCUUUAUACCUCGUGACUGUAUUGUGUUCCAGCGCAUACUGGAAAUAUUCUUUCAUUUUUAAUCUACCAGAGCGAGAUGACAUCUUGCAGUGUCUUGUAGUUCAUGAAGAACAAGUAAGCGCUAAUAUCUGGGAAAGCCGAGAGCAAGUGAAGACAUGACGGCCACCGGAGAUCUCCAUGGAAAUCAUGCAACUGACCAUAAGCAUCGCUUCAGCGAGCAGUGGACGAUCUUUCGGGUUCCGGAGCACAUUCGGAAGGUCGACCAGAAGGCGUACAACCCUCGGGUCAUCUCGAUCGGUCCUUUCCACCGGAACCGGCCGGAGUUGAGGUCGAUGGAAGCUCAGAAGCUGAGGCUGUACGAGCGACUCAUGAAGCAAAUCGGUGAUGGGGACCGCGACGUGGGUCUGGAGACCGCGAUCAAGCAUUUGGAAGGCAGGGCCAGGAGAUGUUACUCGGAGGAGUUCGACCAUAUCAGCAGCGACGAAUUCAUCCAGAUGAUGGUUCUCGACGGUUGCUUCAUCGUCGAGCUCAUGCGGUUGUACCAUAAGGGCAAUCAGCAGAGUCAACAUGUGGAAGAACCAAUAUUCGCAACGAGAUGGAUGCUUCCCAACAUCACUAGAGAUCUGCUAAUGCUUGAGAACCAAUUGCCCUUUUUUGUGUUGCAAGAAAUCUACAAGCUCACCACCUUCGGCGAGGAAGAAAUCCCACUAAACAAGCUCGCGCUCCUAUUCUUCGAGCCUCUACGACCCCAAAAGAGCGAAUACACCGAGAUAAAGUUGCAAGACCAAGGGAAGCAUCAUCAUCUCCUCACUCUAUUUCACUCUAGUUUUGUCCCGAGCGAUUACCGUCCUUCUCGAAGGUCCCGAGGCGUGAGAUGGAACAGACACGAAAAUCUUCCAGGCAAGUUUUGGCUGCAAGAAGUAAGAAUGCUUCGGAGAUCUGGCAUCAAGUUCAAGAGCAAUCCCGGUAAUCUCCUCAACAUAGAAUUUGAGAACAGGGAGCUCCGAAUCCCGACCCUAUUCAUCGACGACUGCACGGGGCCUUUGUUUCGGAACUUGCUGGCUUACGAACAGUGCAAUGCCUUAGCCGCACCGUAUUUCACCUGCUACGCGAUCUUCCUCAACAGCAUCAUCGAUGUGCCGGAAGACAUCGAGAUCCUUCAAGACGCGGGGAUCAUAGUACAGUCCGAGGCCUUGGACGAAGAAGUGGUGAACUUUGUUAACAGUAUCACCAAGGAGCUCGUGUUCGAUUUGCACGACAGGAAUGACUGCUACAUAGCACAGCAAAUUGAAGACGUCAACGCCUUCUGCGGAUCUUGGAAGAGUAAAUGCAUCUAUCAGCUCUCGCGCAUCGACUUCGUCAGUUUAGGGUUGUCAUUCCUAUUCCCUUGGUUCAAGUAAUUACGUGUUCGCUAUUUUCUUAGUCGUUCACGGAACACAAAUCACCUUCAUAUCUGUUC
Molecule: messenger RNA, 1466 nt
Organism: Syzygium oleosum
Lineage: Eukaryota; Viridiplantae; Streptophyta; Magnoliopsida; Myrtales; Myrtaceae
Product: UPF0481 protein At3g47200-like
Exons: 2
Coding region: 163-1407 (414 amino acids)
Source: RefSeq, a predicted model, not a curated record